CACCGGCACUACAAGUCGACCUUGGAAGUAUUUAAUUUCACCCCAGACAAAUUCAACAAAAGUCUCGAUGAGCUGGUUAUGUUUUUGGCGCAGGUUUGAGAAAUUAAAGCUUGUCAAGUUGGACAUCUGUGCUUAGGCUUAUUUUAUUAACCCUAACUGUAAAUUUUCAUUAAAUUUCAUACACUCUAAGCAAUCAUGGAAGAGUGCGUUGCUGCAUUGAAGAAAGAUAUCAAAUGUAGGGAUUCCCUCAUUAGAGACUUGUACUUGUUGCUCACCGAUGAGCCAAUGUUUCAAAGCAUUUUUAUUUUUGGCCAUGUGUCUUGUGGCAAAUCAUUCAUAGUUCGGAAACUGCUUAAAUACUUAAAGUACAAUGUUUCUAUCGUGAAUUGUCUUGAGCACACGAGCAACAGAAGUCUCUUUGAAAAAAUUCUCGUUGAUCUCUCAUCGUUUAAACUUUCUUCGGAAAAUGGUUACAAGUUCGAUAUAAGGAGUGACAAUUUUGUAGAUUUUAAAAACCAGUUGGAACUGAUACUAAAUGAAAUGCCAGAGUCUCAAAAAAAACCUUCUGUCAUUGUACUGGAAAGGAGUGAAAAAUUACGCGACAUGAACGAGAAUAUACUGCCAGCCAUGAUGAGAUUAGGCGAACUGACAAAAACCAAUAUUUGUACCAUUUUAACCACCGACGUUAUUUUCGCAAGGUUAGCCUCGAAAACGGUAUCAUGCGAACCUGUCAAGGUACAUUUUCCUCAGUACAGCAAAGACGAAUUAAAAGAAAUCCUUAUGCAUCUAACCAAACCAGAAGAAUACAGCCAAGAGUUUUACUAUCAUUACUUGGAGUUUUUCUUCCUAACAUUUUACAGAUUUUGUCGUGAUCUUGGCGAACUGCGAUACAUGGCCAAGAAAAUUUUUCCGGAUUACAUCGAUCCCAUUAUAUCCAAAAUGAUCGACCCUAGUGAUACAAUAGCUCUUUACAGAAAUAUUCGCAAGACCUUUAAAGCCAAUCUCGAAGUUAUCUAUCUGCGAAUGUCGACCGAGGAUUUCGACCAGCAGUCAAAGUUCUCUCUUGAAAUUGAAUCGACCAAAAUGCUAGCUCUAAGCUUCGAGCUGCCGGCUUUUUCAAAAUAUCUUCUGAUAGCUGCAUUUUUGGCGUCCUACAACCCGCCGCUCGAAGACAAAAAAAUAUUUAUGAAGGAAAGUGGACCGAGAAAAAAGCGAGCUUACAAGUCGCAAAAGAAACCGAAAAAGUCCAAAGCUCACGGGGGACCGCGCAAUUUCCCGUUAAAUCGGUUACUUGCUAUUUUUUGCUCGAUCUACUCUGAUAAGGUAGACCUCAAUGCUCUUUUGUUGACGCAGAUACCCUCGCUGUGCCAAUUGGGCUUGAUCGGGCUGGUUGGCGAUAACGACAUCAAUGAGCCAAAAUACAAAUGCUACAUCAAUUAUGAAUUUGCCUUGUUUAUUUCGAAAACCAUCAGCUUUGAGAUGAACAUGUAUUUGUACGAUCGUAAUUAAUCCUAUUUAAUUUAUUCAAAGGGAAUCCCUACAUUUAUAGUUUUUAUUUAUACUUUGCGAUGAAGUUAAUUGCUUGAGUUAUUUAAAUUUUUGUACCAUUAAGUUUUGUAUGAU
Molecule: messenger RNA, 1623 nt
Organism: Copidosoma floridanum
Lineage: Eukaryota; Metazoa; Arthropoda; Insecta; Hymenoptera; Encyrtidae
Gene: Orc5
Product: origin recognition complex subunit 5
Biological process (GO): DNA replication initiation; DNA replication
Cellular component (GO): nucleus; nuclear origin of replication recognition complex
Molecular function (GO): DNA replication origin binding
Source: RefSeq, a predicted model, not a curated record